Drosophila persimilis is the source of this 2739-nucleotide messenger RNA. RefSeq names its product ell-associated factor Eaf (gene Eaf). The transcript has 8 exons. The record is from RefSeq and is a predicted model, not a curated record. Gene Ontology annotation, cellular component: super elongation complex. Gene Ontology annotation, molecular function: transcription elongation factor activity. Bases 940 to 2562 code for a protein of 540 amino acids. Gene Ontology annotation, biological process: positive regulation of DNA-templated transcription; regulation of transcription elongation by RNA polymerase II. Lineage: Eukaryota; Metazoa; Arthropoda; Insecta; Diptera; Drosophilidae.
UCUUAAAUCAACACCACCCCCUUUGUGAAAACAACAAGCAUCUGACUGGGCUCGCCUAAUUUCGAUACAGUUAAAGCUAAAAAGAUGUGACAGAAAUUUCUCCAAGUUGUGGAGCGGAGUGGAAACGCAGCAUUACGCACACACGGGCGUACAUACAUAUGCAGUGCGUACAUAUAGACGACGAUAAUCCCACAUCACAUGAUGCGAAGUGCUAAGCGUAGCUGAACUUCAAUAAAUAAAAAAAGAGAACUGUCCAAAUAACAGUCCAACGACAACGAGAAAAUCCAAUGUUAAAUACUAUCACAAAAACCCAUAAACCGCCCUGAGGAAGGAGGAGAGGACCUUUAAACUCUUCUAACUUCUUUUGUUUUUUUUUUGUUUAUUAUUAUUUUUUUUUUGGUUUUGUUUUGAGAACGUGCCUUCUUUUUUUUGGCGUGCAACACUUUUUUCGCGUCUCUGUGGAAAAGUUUUGCAUCGUUUCAAAAAAAAAGAUACACGUCGACACAUACGGCCGCUAAGAUUCCAAAACCCACGGGUACUAAACUGCAGCGUCUCAAAGCCAAGGCGGCUGCCAGUCAACAUUACGGCGGUGGCAAUCAUCACAAGUCCGGGAGCAGCAGCAGCAGCAGCAACACCAACAGUAGAGGCGGCGACGUAAAUUUUGGAACUCAAGGCGUGUACAACUAUCAACGCGGUGGCGCUGCCGAGGAGCGUAGCUUUGCUCCGACGUCGGCGUUGGCGGCGGGAGCGGUUGCAGCAGCCACAGUUACAGCCACAGAUGUUGGACAGAAGUCAUAUCAAUACAACAGCAACAACAACAAUUAUCAAAAGUCAAGCCACACCAGUGCCAAUUACAACAAUAAUAAUAAUAAUCAAGAAACCUCAACAAACCUGCCUUAUCAGCCACAUCAGCCUCCACAACAGCAGCACAACCACACGAUGAUGAUGACCAAACAAAAGAACACGCUGGCCGAACGCCUCAACAUCGGGGACGAGGUGCGCGAGCUGAAGCUGGGCUCCACCUUCAAUCCGAAGAACACCUCCACCGCAUUUCACACAAUCAAAUAUGACUUCAAGCCAGCUAGUGUGGAUACGAGCCGUAUGGCAACAGUGGAUGUUGGCUCAAAUAAUCAAGUUACUGUUAUCGUGCCAAAUUCAGAAAGUUCCGGUGUGCCUCAUACAGUUUAUAAGGGUAAUCAGAGAGAGUAUGCGAAGGAAUGCUUGAUGAUCUACGACAAGGAGACGGGUGCUAUCACGAUUGAGAAACUAAAUCAUAACAUACAAGUGAAGAAGACAAGAACCGAAGUUACCAACAAACCAGUACAGCUGCCGGCACAGAGUGUGCCCAUGAACAUGGGCCACCAAGGACAGGUCCUAGGCACGAACGGAUCCGUGCCCCCACCCAUGGCCCAAUUGGCACAAGGGCCUUUGUCCGGGCCCGGAGGCAAACUGGAGAACAGCACCAUGCGAGUUUCAUCGAAGACAAAGGUCUCAACGGGCAGUCGUCGGAAUAAUAUAAUUGACUUCAAGCCGCGCAAUUCGCCCAUGCAGCAGAGCUCCCCUUCGCGACCAGUGGUCACCCAUCGGAGUCCGCAGUCCGCGCCAGCUUGGGAUGCAAACAAUGCCCAACAAACGUUGCCCAGCAUUCCCAUGAUAACGGACGAUGACGACUUUGGAUUGAGGGCCGCUUUCCACAAUGGCGGUCAGGCGAAUAUCUCCGGUUCCUCGACAGGCUCGUCGUCAGGCCAGCCCGACCUAUAUGGAUCCUCGUCUUCGUCGCACAUGGGGAAACAGCGGCAGGCUCAUGGCAAGCGUCAGCAGAUUCAUCAACGUUCCAGUCCACCCGUGCAACAACAGCCACACUAUCAACAGCAACAGCAGCCGAACUACGGGCGGGCCUAUAAUGGCGCCAGUAACUACGCACAACCACAUCCCCAGCAACAACGGCACUCUCCGCACCAACAGCCGCAUCAGCAGCAGCAUCAGCGGCACUCCCCACAGCAGCAGCAACAGCGGCACUCUCCACAGCAGUUGCAACAGCAACGCCCCACGUCUUACGGGCAUAGCAAUAAUAUGCCCAUGGACUUGGACUCAUCCAGAGAACAUGAUCUGGCCUCACAGUCUGUUGCGCAAGCGGCUGCCGUUCUCGAACAGCAAAUUGGCGGUGCUCUAAGUGCCUCUAGCUCCAGUUCCGAGUCGGAUUCCAGCGACAGUGAUAGCGGCAGCGACUCCGAUGACAGCACCGAGGAUGAUCGUUCUAUGAAAGAGCAGCAAGAGCAACAGCAGCAGCAGCAGCUGCAGCAUCAGCAGAUCCAACAGCCAGCCCCACACCAUCAACGCCAUCAACAGCAACAGUCCCAACAGCACAUGAAUCAGCUGCCCAACCUGGGCUUGGGUUCCAUAUCACCAUCCUACAACAACCAUCAUAACCAUCAGCAGCCGCAGCCGCAACCGCAGCAGCAACAAAUGUCCGGCGUGUAUGCGUCCAAUGGUGGCUUUCCAAAUGACUUGCUGCAAAACGAUCUGCAGUUGUCCUCCAAUUCGUCCGACGAUGACGAUUAGCUGCAUUUAAGUUUCCAUAUAAUUUGCCUUUUUUGACUAACAAAAAACAAAACAAAAACAAAAAGAAAAACAACAUCAAUUGAUAUUCUGUUUAUAUGCGUGUAAUUAAGUUGUAAUUAUUGAGGAGAGAAUUUAAUUGCUAGUGAAAUUUUUUAUAAAUAAAUUCUUAGUUCUAUA